This is a messenger RNA of Alternaria alternata, 1796 nucleotides long. RefSeq lists its product as hypothetical. The transcript has 2 exons. Lineage: Eukaryota; Fungi; Ascomycota; Dothideomycetes; Pleosporales; Pleosporaceae. The record is from RefSeq and is a predicted model, not a curated record. Bases 412 to 1644 code for a protein of 410 amino acids.
CGUGAGACCGCGACAACUGCGGAGAUCUAUUUCUGCAUCCGAACACUGCGCACACGACUUCAUUGAGCUUCCGAUUUCGCGUAGGUAUUGUGAGGAACUCGGGAAUGCAAUCGUUACUACGCAUCGUAUUGAUUUUCUGACCCUGCUUGCUCGACUACCUGCGGCGCUGUCGGGUGUGCUCGGCAAGGUGAACAGAAACCUAGGUCUUCACGAUCAUCCUGAUUUUACUUGUGCGUUUUGCCGUCCAUUCACUCUACCAAUCCUUGUUCUUGAUUGGUGGGCACCUUCACUCGCUCCUUCCACAACAUCGCAGCUCCGCAACUUCGAUUGUUAUGAGCGAAUCUCGCUCUCUCAAUCUCUACACUCGCCAUUCCCUCACUCAUCUCAAGAGUUAUCAACUUUUUCCGCAGAAUGGCGGGAAAAAUCACCUAUUCGAAGCGGCCGAACAAGCGUCGGGUACCUCAUGAUCAAGACGCAGCGCACGAGGAAGACGACAGUCGUAAGCGGAGUAAGGCAGAUGCCGAGUCAAAUGAAUCGCGACUGCCAACACCACCCCCGAGCCGAAAAGAAAGAAAGUCAUUUUCCAAGGGUCCAGUGUCCAUUCCAGAUGACGACAUGUAUCCCCCGCGCUCUGUGUUCGACAAAGUGCUUGGAAACAAACAACACCGAGCCCCCAAACCAGAUGAGAGUAGUAUUCGGGACAACCGGGAGAACUAUGUAGAGAUCAUGAAGAACGGGAAAACAUCACAACAGCAGAAUGGCUGGGCAAGGAAUGGCUCUCUGCCAACACCACCAGCGGAGGCGCAGAGGAAAGCUCAUCAACAAGCGCGAAGAGAUGAGAAUCUUGCGCGAUACAAGAGAGCUGCAAACGAGGUCGAACCGAGGGUGUUUGAAACAUCAUUGUCUAAACCUCCGACCCAGACUUCGCAGCUCUUUGAGCGGAUUAUCAAGAAUGAGCAGCCAAAAGAGCCAUAUCAGCCCAAGGCCUAUAAGGCUGAGUGUAUCGCAGCACCACGGCGGACCAUAGCUGGAGAGCGAUUAUCAAGAAGAUCAGAGCAAGCCCAGAUAUUCAUGGCGAACCAGGCCAACUCACCUCUUCUGCAACUCCCUGAGGAUGUCAGAAAUCUCAUUUAUAAGCAUGUGCUUGGUGGCAGGACCAUCAAUAUCAGCUACGAGAAUUACCGCACUACUUAUGACCCUACAAAACCCAAGAGGGCCCAGGACGUCGUACCUGUCUUCAAGUACCGAUGCACAGUAUUCGACGGUAAACGAAAUCCAUACACAGCGGUAGCAGCACAGCCCUGGCUCAAACCUCCCACAACGUUCACUUUACUCAAUGGCGUUUGCCGCCAGAUGUACGAGGAGACGGCGACUCUGCCCUAUCAGCUCAACCUGAUCGCUUUCGACUCACAUAAUAUCAUGUUCAACUUCUUGUUGUUGGAGAAACGCCUACGUCUUGAGCAGCUUGAUGCGUUGACGGAGUUUAUGCUACCGGAGACGUUGCCAGGAUCGAAUACACUAGCCUGCCUAAGGAACGUCGAGAGGGUGUUUCUCGGAGUCGCACAGGAGGGGAGGGUCAGAGGCGCGUAUCGCGUCGUCCGCACCGAGGGCGAGGAACCACGGCUAACAAAAAUCACCAAGUAGUAUGGGGGAUUUUAUGGAUUCGUGAAUGUGUAAAAAAUGGCGUUAAAGGAGUCUCGGUACGGUUGCAUAAUACCCGGUAUAGUAACGAUGUUACGACCCAACUACACGCACACGACUUCGCGGCCGAAGCCGGAAUUCAUCUUGUAGCUUAC